Molecule: messenger RNA, 6306 nt
Organism: Mytilus californianus (California mussel)
Lineage: Eukaryota; Metazoa; Mollusca; Bivalvia; Mytilida; Mytilidae
Exons: 16
Coding region: 93-3707 (1204 amino acids)
Biological process (GO): protein deubiquitination
Molecular function (GO): cysteine-type deubiquitinase activity
Source: RefSeq, a predicted model, not a curated record
AGUUGUUCCCCUUUGUUCAAGGUAUGCUGAAGAAACCGAAAGAAGAUAUUUAUCAAGGGUUUUAGCGUAUUAUCACAUAAAACAUGUCCUAAAUGGCUAUGCCACCAGAUCACACUAACAUCAGUAUGUCUACUUCUCUCCCUUCUACCGAGAAGACAGAGGAAGUAAGACCUGUUCAAAUGUCCAUUGAUUCCCCGGAAAAAAUGUCCACGGAGGAUAAUGAUGGAAGUGGUAGUAACACAUUCAAGUCAUUCUUGGAAAUGGAAGAAGGCCCUGAUAUCAUGUAUGGCCCUAAAGAAAAUCCUGAAAGAACAAACAGUCCAAUUGUUAUGUAUGGUCCAAUGAACAAUGCAAGUGGUGAGGACUAUACAAGUGAGCGUUUCAGUAAAGAUCUAAAAGAUUCAACAGCAUGUGCUGGUCAAUGUGGGCUAUACAAUCUUGGCAAUACUUGUUUUAUGAAUGCUGGACUUCAGAGUUUAAUGGCUACACCACCUGUUAUCAGAUACUUUCUACAACACCAUUCGGAAGCUGUUGGGAGUCACAACUUGGCAGAACAGUUCUCUGUAUUUGUAACCAAAUUUUGGAGUGGAAACUUUUCUAUUCUUUAUCCGAAAGAUCUAAAAACAGCUUUAGGACAUAUACAUGGACAGUUUAAAGACUACAGACAGCAUGAUUGUCAGGAAUUUUUAGCUUUGCUUCUGGAUACGCUCAAUGAUCAGACUAAGGUUGGACCAAAUACCCCUUUCUUUAUCACUCACAAUGAUCUCAAUAACUCUCAAACACAAGCAGCAUCUGCUCUUGAUCAGCAUACAUUAGAACAACAACAAGUUUCUGUAUCCAUGGAAACAACUUCAAAUAAUGCUCAGUCUCAAAGCGAAGAGGAUGAGAUGUUUCCAAUGCCUCUGACUCAAUUGAAGGUUUCAACAGAUGGAGAACUUUUGGAAGAUUUACAUUUGAAUAAUACAUCCAUUUUUAAGAAAAAAAUGCCAUCAAUUGAAAAGUUUUAUGCCAAAGAGACUAAAACUUUAAACACAAAUGUUCUUAUAUCAGAGUCCCCAGAGGAAUCAUUAAAUUUCGACUCCUCUAAGUAUGCUAAGGCUGAAAAUUGUCCUGUUGUUCACAAUGACAUUGGUGUAAGUCAUGUAGUCAAUGAACCAAUGGUAGUUAUGGAUUUGAAAAGGUGUCGAGUCAGCCCAAAGGGAGUCAAAGAUAUCAAUAUCUAUGCUGACAUGUGCAAUAAGAAUGUAAAUAUGUACUGUGAUGCAUAUGAAGAAAAUGAAAAAGUGAAAAGAUCCAAAUUUGACACUUUUGAAAAGAAUUUUCAGCAUCAAGCUUUCAGUAAGCUGAACUGCUUACCAGAAAGACCUGAUGAAACAGAUUGUCUUUCAGGGAAAGGCACAAAAGAUAAAAAAAUGAAUGAAAAACAUCAUAUUGUUACUAUGGAUUCCAGCAAUCAAUCAAUGGCAAAUCAAGAUGUCAUUUCAGAAAAGGUGAACAUUCACCUACAGUUCAAGGACAACAAUGAACAAAGGCAGGAUAUGUGUUUAGGAGGGGCAGUCAAUGAUGCUGAGAUUGAUCAGGAUACGGAUUCUGUUGAUGCUAUAGAACAAGAUGAAGAUGAGGAUGUUGAUACAGAGCAAGAUCCCUCAGAAAAAGUAAACAUGGAGGAAGAUCUUGAAGAUGGGGAAUGGGACAAUGAUAAAUUAAUGAGAUUAGCUGACAAACGUUGGAUGGACCAUAUCAUGGAUAAUCAGAGUGUGAUAGUCAAAACAUUCCAUGGACAGUAUCAGUCAUCUGUGACAUGUGGUGAAUGCAGUCAUGUAUCAGUGACCUUUGAACCGUUUAUGUACCUGUCUGUUCCUCUUCCAAGAGCGAAUGAAAGGCAACUUUGUGUUAUGUAUUUAUCAGUAGACAACACUCCCACACAAUAUCUCAUGACAAUGGAUAAGAGGGAUCGCAUCAGUAAAGUUAAAGACAUUCUACGUCAUAUGACUAAAACAGACAACAAUAUCAUUAUGGCUGAAGUUUUAGAUCAUCAUGUGGCUAGAAUUGUUGAUGAUACAACUAUGUUAAGAUACAUUAACAGCUCAUCAAGGAAGUUAUAUGCUUUUGAGAUUACCCCUUUUGCAGCAAUGUUAGGAAGUGGGAUAGAAACACAAGACUCUUCUGUAACCUCUAUGACCUCUGCAGCAAAUAAAGAAAAUGACAUUUUCAGUCAAGUUGGAACUUUCACUGCAUCAAAUAUGUACAGAGAUUUUGGAAGCAGUUCAUUUGCUUCAGGAACAGCUUGUAAAGUGAAUGAUAAUUUUGUGGAAUCUGUCGUUAGUCCUGAUGUCGUGAUAGAGAAUGGUUGGGGAACUGACUCCACACUUCAAUAUUCAUGGCCUAAAGAAAAUACAAAAAUAUCUAUUGACUCUAAAGAAUCUGAAGUGAUUAAUGGCACAACUGACUUUACAAUUGGACAGUGGUCACUUCAGGAGGGUAGCACACCUUUAGCAGUGGAUGAGGUAUCAGAUGUCCAGUGGUCAUCUGUCACUACCUUAGAAGAUGAUGACAAGCAGUUGACGGCAGAUCAAAACAAAGUCAGUCCAGAUUUGUCUAAAGACAGAGUUGUAACUGUAGACCAGUGGAAAUCGUGCUCAAUAUGUCUAGAAGAAUUGGCUGAUUCUGAGUUACUAGUUCACAAAACAUGCGGAGCUACAUUUUGUCACAGCUGUCUUGAGAUGUCUUUACUACAUUAUGGUCAAGAGAAUUUUCUGUGUCCUGUGUGUUCAUGUGCUGCAGUCAUGACAGAAGACUUUACUCAGUUGGCUGAUUCAGAUAAAAACAAUGAGGAAAGGAUGUUACUGGUGGAUGUGACUUUCUGUCAAACAGUACAAGAACAAAGGAAUUUACUGGGUCACCCACGUGUAUUAUAUCUAUCUAGUCAGAUGUUUGGAGCUCAGCUGUAUGAGUGUAUUGAACAAAUUGUUCCUGAUGCUUGUCAGUUCAAUUUGUUGACAACAGAUGCACAGGGAAGUAGAUGUUCUAGAUGUGUAUACACAGCUAAAUGUACAGGAUGUAUGUUACCACGUGAUGGACAGGUCUCAUUACGUCCUGGAGAUACACUUUGUGUUUGCCUCGAUGAUGUUCAGUUAUCUGUGAUAGAAAGAAUGGAAUCGUCUGUAGAUCAUCCAUCCAUGAUGGAUCUUAGACCCACUCUGCCAUUGUCCAUUUAUGAUUGUAUUCAAGCUUUCACUGAAAGUGAGACGUUAGAUAAGCAUAAUCCUUGGUUUUGUCCACGUUGUCAACAGAAUCAAUGUGCUAGUAAGAGUAUGACGGUAUGGAGAUAUCCUGAUGUACUUAUUAUACAUUUAAAAAGAUUUGUGUACCAUGAGAUGGUAAGCGUUAAAGUGGAUAGUGAAGUAGACUUUCCUUUGGAAGGUCUUUGUCUUCCUCGACAUAUAUCGGGACCAGUCACUUGUGAUCUCACUUAUGAUUUAAACAGUAUUGUCUGUCAUUUUGGAGAUUUAAACUCAGGACACUAUACUUGUUUUACAAAACAUUCAAUAGAUAAUACAUGGUAUUAUUAUAAUGAUGAGAAUGUCACUCAACAAUCUCCUAAACAGCAAGAUUUCAAAAAUGCUUAUAUCUUAAUGUAUCAUAGACGAGGAGCAAAUUUUUCUAUGCCAGAUCUACCUCCUUACAACAAAACAGAACAAGAUUAAAGAGCUGUGAUAUUUACUGAUAGUUAAUUAGAAAUGGUUUUUCCUAUGUCCCUUUUUGGCCAGUCCAGUUUAACAACAAUAACUGUCCUUGCCAAACUAAGAUUAUUUUUAUAAUAAAUGUAUAUGAUGUACAUUAUACUGAUCUGAGAUAUUAUUGCUUUUCAGUUGUCCCCUGUGGACAAAUGUGUAUGUAGAUAACUUCAUAACAGUACUUUAAUUUAUUCUAAUGCAAUAUGAAAUGCAAAUAAAAUUUCACAGUUGAAGGUCAGAGUUAUUGGCCUCAGUGUUGCUCAUGAAAGUCCACAUUUUUAAAUUAAUUCAAAUGUUUUACUAGGAAUAACAGCCCGGUGUUUAUAGAGUUGCCAAUUAGAGAUUUGGUAAUGGGAACUUAUAAAACACUGAACUGUUAUUCCUUAACAGUCAGCCAUUUAUGAAAUAAAAGUACAGGACAUUUUACUGUUUUUUCAAGGUUUGUCAGUGUUCUUUUCUAAAAGUAUCUGUUUACUAAUAUUUCUAUGAACUUGGCUUUUUCAAAACAUUACAAAAAAUUUCAAAUCAAACUUUUAAGAAGUCCCAACAACACAUACUUGUUACCAUGAACAUCAAUUCACAUACUAUUGAUUUACCUGUUGUUUUGUUUUUGCCAAUAAGACCUCAGGUAGAAGAGAAUUGUUUCUGUUGUCAUUUUUGCCUUAUGAACAAUGUCAGUUUUGUGAUCCUACUUUAUUCAGAUUGUACUUAAAUAUGUGUUGUUUACAACGACAAAGAUCACAAAACUUUUUUAUAUGGUUUUCUAUUGUGCUUUGUCAGAAGCUUUAGUUUGAAUAAAUAAUCUUUCAAGAUUAUAUCAACUGUAAAUUUUGGAUGUUUUUGUCUCCAAUGUGUGAAUGAUAUUGUAUACCACUGUCAUUUAUAGUCUUUCACAUUGUUUACCAUUUAUUUCUGUGAUGCUGAUAACUUUUACAACAACUAAACGGUAUGCUCCUAUUCAAUAAAGUGUAAUUUGUUGAUUCAGUGACAAAGUCGAGAUUUAGAAAAGGAAUAAGGCCUUCAAUAUUAAUGGCUAGAAUGAUGAUUAUCAGUUAUUUUUUGUCAGCUUUGAAUAUUUUGCCAAAAAGUAAGUAUAUCCUCGAAACAUCUGAAGAUACAAUCUAACCAUUCUGAUUAUCAUUAAUUUUCAUGGAAUAACCAUUAUCAGAGCUGAAAGUCACUACUUUAUUUUUGGUAAGAGGUAGACAUUUUAAUUGGGAACUUAACUUGAAGAAUGUUACAGUUAUUGUAAAAAGUGAAUUAAAAAAUGAUAUAGCAUCAUGAUAUGUUAACAUAGCUUCUAUUCAACAUUGACAUAACCAACUCUUUUGUUGUCAGUGGAUACUGAAAAAAAUUGCAGUAAAAUGUUUGUACUUUCCUGAAAAUCUAUGUUUACUUGCACGAAUAAAGCAUGAUUUAAUGCUAGACUGUAUUUUAUAUUGCACUGAAUAUUUAAUUCUGGUAAAUAUUUACGCUCUGAAGUAAAAAUGCAUGUUUUCAAUUUGUUUUGAUAUUGUAAAAUUGUGAAACUUUUAAUAGGAAAAAGAAAUAAUCAUUCAAAACUGUAACAUUCUAUCAUUAUAUUGUGCUUGAAAGGUGUAUUUAUUUACAGCGUGAAACAUAACUUCUGUCAAAUUCAGACUUAAAUGAAUGCAGUACUUUUUGUGAAUCUUUGAUAAUGAAAAAUGAUGGGAGACAAUGUAAUACCAUUCUUGGGCAUGUUGGAAGAAGAAAAAUUAAUAUGCAAGCUUUAUUUAUUGCUUUGUUCAAACAGUUACAAUUGUCGCAUUAAUAAAAACAAUGUAAUAAUAUCUAAAGUUACAGUCAAUAUUUAUUUUAUUUUAUUUUAUUUUUAAAGUUAUGUACAAAUUUUUUUGUGAAUAUUACACAAAAUCAUGUUUUUCUCCUGUGUUCAUGAUGCUGUUCAGGAUUAUUUCUAGAGGUACAAUGGCUGAUACUAGAGUUAUAUCAAAAACUUGAGAACAAGAACAAAAGCUUUUUCAAUUGAUAAUAAAAAUAUAGUUCUUAGAAAAUUUUAUUUCAAGAUUAGACAUUAAAAAUUUUCUAGGUUAGUGACUUAAAAGGUAGAAUUUGUAUUGCAGGUAUGUUUAUGUUUUCUGCUCUGUGUAUCCCUUUGUCUGAUUAUCCAGCCAAUAUCAGGUUAAAGGUUUUGGUCAAUGAAGUUUACUAUGAAGUUACGGUCAGAUCAAUUUUAAACUUAAUUGAAAAGUUCAUUAUGAUGUGAACUUUAACAAACAAAAAUUCCAAAUUAGGGUUUUGAGUCUUUUGACGCAGUUUGCUGAACAUGAAAUUGAGGAAAUGUUACUUACGCAUGUUGUCCUAUGGACACAUAUUCCUUUUUGAUGCUGUAAUAGUGUGAAAAUUUGAAAAGUCCUUAGUUGUUUGAAUAUGUUAUCAUGGAUUUGGGAGAAAUUAAUCAGUUUCAUAUACUAAUAAUACAAUCAUUUUUGUACUAGACUAAUAUUAUAAUGGUAAUGAAUUUACUUAUGAGCUUCAAAUCAUAGUUUAUUGUCUAAAUAUAGUCUUUCAGAAUUAAACAUUAUGUAAA